GAGUCGCACGCAUGUCUGUCGACAUGUCUAUAAGGAAUUUGUUCGACACUGCUCAAUAUACGUACAUGCAUGGUGAAUUUAUACAGGAAGACCACAUAGAAACAUGGGCGAUGAUCGUUAUUUGUUUGUUGGGACUUUUUUUACUUUUCUGCGCAUUCUUUCUAAUCCAUACAUGUUAUUUUGAAUGUUUCAAUGACCCACUGAGGAAAGAACCGGAAAUGCCGUUACCGUGCCACAACAAAAUACCUUUCGUAAUUCCCGCAAUCGUCAUAGAUGAGGUGUCUACAGGAACGACAAAAGAACCUGAAACGAGAGGCACUAACCAUAACGAACAUACUAAAGAGGAAGAUGAUCAUCACUGGUCAAAACUUUUCCCUCCAACGCAUGGUAUAGCAACGCAGUCGCAACCGGUACCGGAACCCGUACUAGUAGUGGAUUUGCAUCAGUUGACACGUGUUCUGUGUGACACUAAAGAUGGUCAGAAUUUCCACGUUAACAUUCGAAAUAUCAGCGACAGUACAACUCAUUAUAACAAACAGUUCACUAUCGUGGCAAAUGAAUAUCAAAUUCUAUACGAACUGAAUCGCGGGAAUGUUUCAAUAUUGCAGAUACACGUAAAAAGUAAAGACUAUUGUGUAACCAUUGAAACGGAAGAUGAGUACAUCUCGAAGCUGUAAAGUUGUUUCAACACUCCGCUAUAUACACUAUUCGAAAUACUGUCAAAAACGUAGUUGGCAAUUAACAGUACGUAGCAGCAAUUAAUUCACCGCACAUGCGCAUUUGCAAUCAAUUUUGUCAUGAAACUAGUAAUAU
Molecule: messenger RNA, 813 nt
Organism: Saccoglossus kowalevskii
Lineage: Eukaryota; Metazoa; Hemichordata; Enteropneusta; Harrimaniidae
Source: RefSeq, a predicted model, not a curated record